GUGAAAACAGACCGGAGCGGUAGGAAUGCAGCCUCCAGACCGGAGAGCAGCAGCAGCUCUUCCGUCAGACGUGACGUCGCUGGUCCCCUGCUGAAAAACCAAAGUUUUCUAUGAGGGAAAAACAGCGAGCCCGAAAUACUCUCUCCGACCGGGAGUCUCGGAAUGUGCGGACAUUUGCACUUCAGCACUGCAUCCCGCCGUCGAAAUGUUAACGCAGUCGUUUCGUUGCAUCGACUCCGUGGCUGUUGUGGCGACCAUUUGUGUAACAGUGUUGCUGGCGAAAAGUUGCAUGUGUGUCACCGAGGAGGACGAUGAGGUCCUGGAGAAAAACCAGCUCAUGGAGUUUUACAAAAAGGGUAUCUUUAUACUGCAGAGUGCACCACUGGAGCGCUGCGUCACCGUGGACCGCUCCAACCUGGUGCUGGAGGACUGUGAACGGCCGACGCGCCGCAUGCUGUGGAAGUGGGUGUCCCGACAUCGCCUCUUCAACCUGGGCACCAGCACGUGCCUGGGCCUCAACAUUUCGGACACGACCCAGGCUCUCGGCACGUUUGAGUGCGACACGGCCCUCCCCAUGCUCUGGUGGCGCUGCAGUGGGAACAUGCUGUACGGGGCAUCCCAGUGGAAGGUGGCCUUGGCUGGACGUUUGUUGGUAGUUAAAAAAAACUCUUAUCACGAGUGGAAGAGGUACAACACCCCUAGAGAAGGGCCAUGUUCACAUCCAUAUGAAGACAUUCACACUUUGUUGGGGAAUGCACAUGGCAUGCCCUGCGCUUUGCCUUUUAAAUACAACAACAAAUGGUUCUCUGAGUGUACGACUGAGGGACGUGAGGACCAUCUUCCAUGGUGUGCUACCGCCACUCGCUAUGAUGAGGCUGAAAGAUGGGGCUUCUGUCCUGUGCAAGAUUCCAGCUGCGAGCAUUUCUGGGAGUCAAACCAGGAGCUGCAUGCGUGUUACCAGUUCAACCUGUACACCAUCCUAACCUGGAGUCAGGCGCUGUCAACCUGCCAGGCACAAGGUGGAAACCUGCUCAGCGUCACCAGCCUGGCAGAGCACAGGUACAUCAGAGAUCGACUGGCAAGUGUUGGCGCGAUGGUGUGGAUUGGGAUGAACCACCUGAAAGACAGUCAGGGGUGGCAGUGGUCUGAUGGAGCUCCUCUAUCAUUGGUCAAUUUGACCACAGCUCUGCCUGCGAGUCCACUACAAGACAACAGCCAAUGUGGAGUGUACAACUCAGCCUUCGAGGGUCACUGGCAGAGUCUUUCCUGUGAGUCUGCUCUGCCUUACAUCUGUAAGAAGACGCCUAACAACACCCGGAGAGCCGAGCCUCUAGAGAACUGGCAGUAUAUCCACACAGAGUGUGCUAAUGGCUGGUGGCCUCAUAAUGGUUUCUGCUACCGGGUGUUGUCAGAGGCAGAGGCAGGAAGCUGGGAGGAAUCUGCCCGGGCCUGUGGCACUCAGGGGGCAAACCUCACCAGCCUCAACUCACUGUCUGAGGUGGAAAUGCUGCUCAACCUCCUGGCUAACUUUUCUGGUGAGAGUACGGAGGUGUGGAUCGGUCUUUGGAAACGGGCAUCGUCGCCAACUGUACAGUGGUCUGAUGGUUCACCGGUGACGCUCACUCUCUGGCAUCAGUAUCACCCUCCUCGCAACCUGACAGACGCAACACUCUGUGCCAAAGCAGAGCGCAAGAAGGGUAACUGGCUUUUAGCAUCAUGCGAUGAACGUCUGCCUGCUGUGUGUAGAAGAGAAAGCCAGAAUCCAGUUCAUCCCCCUGGAUCCUGGGAUGAGGGUUGUCCUGAGGGCUGGAAGCGACAUGGUCAUUCUUGUUACAUGGUGACGAGCCAUGAGCAGAGCUAUGAAGAUGCACUGUUGGGAUAUUACUGCAAGGCUCCUCUUCUUACUGUGGAGAACAGGUUUGAGCAGGCGUUUGUCAACAGUUUGCUGAGUGAGAGAGGGGCCAACAGUAGCACCUAUUACUGGAUCGGCCUCACAGACCAGGACAAGAUGAAAGAGUACAGGUGGCUUUCUCACAAUGGCUCCUCUCUGCCUCUCACCUUCACAAACUGGAACAAACAUCAGCCAGCCAGUGCUGGUGGCUGCGUUGCUAUGUCAGGUGGACCUGCUCUGGGUUACUGGGAGGUCAAAGACUGCAAUUCCCACAAGGCCUUGUCAGUGUGCAAGCAGAGUAUCAGCAGUUACCACGAUCUCCAGUUGCCAGAGCACCACAUCGACGCCUAUGCCCCCUGUCCACCAGGGUGGGAAUCACACGCUGGGCUGCUCGUCUGUUUUAAGGUGUUCCACGACGAGAAAGUCCUGAUGAAACGUUCCUGGGUGGAAGCGGACUUCUUCUGCCAGGCCCUUGGGGCUCAGCUGGCCAGUUUCCACCACUAUGAGGAGCAGGUGUUUGUUAAGCAGCUCCUCAGUACCAUGUUUGAAGGAACAGAGGGCCGCUGGUUCUGGGUGGGUUUAAACAAGAGAGACCCUGUACAUCCUGGAGCCUGGGAGUGGUCCGAUAGUUCUCCUGUGGUGACAUCCUUCAUAGAGGAUAAGAACGAGGAGGACGACAGGAGGGACUGUGCUGUGUACAGUCACAUGACCAACACUCUCAUGCCGCAGCCCUGUGACACCAAGCAUGAGUGGAUCUGCACAAUAUCCAGAGGUGAUAAACUGAAAAAACCCUAUUGGUACACUGAGCAGAGCGAGCCCUGGGUGUUUUACCGUGGAGCUGAGUACCUGCUGGCGAAGCAGCCUUUUGACUGGGACGCUGUGUCUCUGGCCUGUCAGAUGAUGGGAGCCUACCUGCUGUCCAUUCACUCUAAAGAGGAGUUGCACUUUGUGAAGGAGCGUUUGCGGCGGCUCUCCCUGGGCCCAACUGACUGGUGGAUCGGCCUGUCCACUGGACAGCCAGGAGAGGUGGUCAGGUGGAGCGACAAAACAGGGGUAGACUUUCAGAACUGGGCAGAUGGGAGUGCCGGUGGUGACCUUAGGAAAAAUGGGUUGUGUGUCACCAUGUCCUCUUCAACAGGGAAGUGGUCGACAAGUAAAUGCAGCGAUCUCCACGGCUAUGUGUGCAAGAGGAAGACCGUGUCUGUCGUGGAGACUCCCAGGGAGCCGCACUAUAUUGGCGGAUGUCCAGAGAAAUGGCUGUACUUUGGACACAAGUGCCUCCUACUUCAUCUCCCUGGCAGUCCAAAGGAAGGAAAGAGUUGGAAAGAUGCCCAGUCCAUCUGCAACUCAUUUGAAGGCACGCUGGUCGCUAUAGAAGACGAGAUCGAACAAGCCUACAUCACCAUGCUGCUCCAGGGCAGCUCUGUCGGUGUGUGGAUUGGUCUCGAGGACACCAUGAAAUGGACCAAUGGGAAACCAGUCAGCUACACCAACUGGUCACCAAUUGAACCAAAGAGCUAUCUCACUGAGGAUGAGUGGCUCAGUGGAUUUGCUGAUGAGCCAUUGUGCACAGUCCUGUCCAACAACCACAACUUCCACCUGACGGGGAAGUGGUACGAUGAGAAGUGCAGCGAGAGUGGGUAUGGCUUUGUUUGUCAGAAACCUCAAGACCCAUCCAAACCCCCCACCCACUCCUAUCACCACCCUCUCCCUGACAAUAUUGAGUACAGGACCCGCAGCUACAAGGUUGUGUCUGGCAACAUGAGCUGGUACGACGCGGUGCAUUUGUGCAUAGAGAAUGAUUCUGACCUAGUCAGCAUUACAGAUGCCUACCACCAGGCUUUCCUUACUGUCCUUGUCAAUAGAUUGGCAGUCCCCCACUGGAUUGGACUGUAUAGUCAAGACAGUGGCAUCAAUUAUCAGUGGUUAGAUGGCAGUGACACGGUCUACACACACUGGGAUGCAGCCGACGACGAUGACGACUUUGUGACUGGAGAGUGCGUGUACAUGGAUGUGAGCGGAGGCUGGCGGAGAGCUGACUGUGAAACUCUGCUACCAGGAGCCCUGUGUCAUAUUCCCCCGCCAAGAAAUAAACCAUUUAUCUCAUAUGAAGGGGUGUGUCCCUCUACGUGGGUGAAAUUUGGACAUGGCUGUUACAACUUUGAGCCUGUGGUGCAGAAACUUACAUUUGAGGAGUCCAGAGAGCACUGCAGGCAGAAAGUGAACACCUCAGAUGUCUUGACCAUUGAGAGCGAGACAGAGAACCGUUUCGUUCUGGAGCAGCUGUGGUCGUCAGGGUUCGUUCACCAGGCCGUGUGGCUGGGGAUGUACUUCAAUAUCGACACUGACUCUAUGAACUGGGUGGAUGGUUCACCCAUGGAUUACACCAACUGGCCCAACAAAGCCCCAGACCCCAAGCUGCUGACUACAGAUACCUGUGUUACUACCAGGGUGGUCGAUGGUGUGUGGUACCUGUCACGGUGCAACGAGCGACUUGGCUUUGUCUGCAAAACCAUCUCAGAUGUUGUUACUGAGGUGGAAGUGGAACCACUAAACGGUUUACAUCACGGUAUCAUUGCCGCUGCAGUGCUGGUGGCUGUGCUGAUCUUUGUCCUGCUGGCAGGAGCGAUGUGGUUUGUGUACAAGAGGAACUCUGCACGCUUUCGCGGCAUCCCGAUGCUCGGCAGCGCUUAUUACAGACAGACCAGCUCACAGGCUUUGGAGUCGGAUGGAAAUGUGCUGAUCACAGACCUGGAGGCUCACUCAGGAGAAUAGCACUCAGUGACUCCCUUCUUUUUUGUUUUUAAAGUCUCUGUUGUCCUCGUGUCCUCUGUCUCUGUCUUUCACCGUUUCACCAUCAGGUACAAAUGCCACAUGACACUGAAAAACUGUGACGCUGACUCCUCAGGACAGUGGUGAGGCGAUGACGGCAAGUUUUUCUCUCUUAAAUUUGAGAAGGUGUUUGACGGAUUCCAGGUGCUCUCAAUGGCUUUCAUUUUAUUCAAAUCGUUCAAAUGAGACAAAUGUUCGUGAAGAUAUUUCUUGUGUUGACACUGAAAAGCCAACGUUUGAAUUCCUGUCAUUUGUAAUAGACUAACAAAGUUCACAUAAAUGAGAAUGUUGAAGAAGGGAUGUUAGAGAGAUUUAAACUUGUUAGAAGAGAUACUGAACACUUAAUGUUUGUUAUAGUCCUCAAUUGUAAUUGGUAAACACUAUAUAGGAAAAUGAUUUGAAUAAUAAGGAAAGUUUUUGCUUAAUAAUAUUCAAACAGGUGAAGGAAAAUCUUGGUCUACCUGUCAGGGUCAGAAGUGACUGUCAUUGUCUUAAAUAAGGCAGUGAGGCAGUGAUGGAAAUAGAAAUUAUAAAAAUAAUAUUUGUGAUGUAAUUUUGUACAUUUCAUUCAAAAUCCAGGAGCUGUUGGAGUUGUACAUGUGGUACAGCAAUUUUGUCAGUAUUACUUUUGUAUUUUUAUUGUAUUUUUUUAAAAUAUACAUGCUGUAUAUUGAUAAGAGGUUUUUUGUAUAUUCAAAACUAACAAAAAGUGUGAGGCAUAACUGAUGACUUGAUUUCUGUCUUUUUUCCACUUUUGUCUGCAGAUGCAAAGCAAAUUCUUAGACGUAUUUUGCACAACUCUAUUUACAUUUUAAUAUUUUAAAAAAUUUUAAUAAAUUGAAAGUAGGCCUAACUGA
Messenger RNA from Lates calcarifer (barramundi perch), 5580 nucleotides. It is a transcript of the gene pla2r1, whose product is annotated as phospholipase A2 receptor 1. Gene Ontology annotation, molecular function: signaling receptor activity. Lineage: Eukaryota; Metazoa; Chordata; Actinopteri; Centropomidae. The transcript is spliced from 30 exons. The coding region runs from base 206 to 4666 and encodes 1486 amino acids. The record is from RefSeq and is a predicted model, not a curated record.